Messenger RNA from Medicago truncatula (barrel medic), 6637 nucleotides. RefSeq lists its product as uncharacterized. Gene Ontology annotation, biological process: protein phosphorylation; recognition of pollen. Gene Ontology annotation, molecular function: ATP binding; protein kinase activity. Bases 1448 to 6427 code for a protein of 1659 amino acids. The transcript has 15 exons. NCBI's taxonomy places the organism in Eukaryota, Viridiplantae, Streptophyta, Magnoliopsida, Fabales, Fabaceae. The record is from RefSeq and is a predicted model, not a curated record.
UUUGAUCAACUCUGUAGCAAGAAACAAUGGGUCCGCUUUUUCUUAGCUUCCUUCCAUUUCUCCACUCCGAGAAUUUUGAUCUCAGCUGCAACGGCGCCGUUUCUUUGCGGGGCCGCAGGUUUAAGGUAAGUUUUCUAUAAAAAAAAAAAUAAAUAAAUAAUCAAAAUUACCAUUAUACUUGUAUAGUUUGAAAAUUCCUUUAUUUUAUACACGUUUAUGAGAAGUUGUUGUUUCUAGUAAGAAUAGUCAUUUGUUGUUAUUGUUGAUGUUUCAAUCCAAAUAACCCAUUUCACAGGUAACUCUAUGACUUAAAGUUGAAUAAGACUUUAAUUUGUUUUACAUCACAGGCUUCUUGUUGGUGUUGUCUGGACCUUACAUUAUUUUCAUGUGGCCUGUUUGAAGAACGUAUGAGAACCUCUAAAACACGUUGACACCAUUAAGACUUUGAGAAAAUCAAUUAUUUGAACGUAAUCACACGUGUCAGUUUUGGACACUGACAUGUGUCGGACACCAAACACGUCUUUGAUCAGAGGUCUUGAUGCUACGGAGAUGAAAACAACUUAUGAAAUGUUCAUAAGUGUUGUAAGACUUUUUUGGAGAACUUAUGAAAACAAUUUAUGAAAUGUUGAUAAGUUGGUUUUGCUUAUGAAGACAACUUAUACAAAAACAAUUACUUAUUUACUUUGUUUUUAUCUUUUGCUAUAGAAAUAACCUUGGGGUGUUGGUUUGAGACUUUGGAGUGUGUUCUUCUGUAAGGCUCGUGUUUGAAUCCCCAAGUGUCAACAAUUCAUGUGCUGGGUCAGUUCAUACAGAGUUUUUCUGUCGCUUUAAUUGGGUCUUCCUGCUAGUAGACAGUGAGACUGGUCCCUCGAAUUAGUCGGUACUUAGGCCGGCUACCAAGUUUCAAAAAAAUUAAUUAUAUGUAAGUGCUUAUGCUAUAAGCUGCAAAUAAGUUAGUUAUCCAAACAGGGCCUUUGUCUUAAUUGAAUUUGAAAAAGACAAUGCUGUCCAUGACAGAUAGGCGUUGUCGUCAGCCAAAAAGGGGCAGGUAAAAAAAUUUAAGAAGCUUGGUAAGACAAUUGAAAAAUGAAUAUGAUACUAAAAAGUAGUAAGCAGAGAAAACCCACACAAACACAAUGAAGAACUAUAAGCUCCUAAUGGUAAUUGUCAAUUUAUCCACCAAAGUUUGCAACAUUGAUACUUUUAGUCUCUCCCUUUCCUUUUCAAUUCCAUUAUCCGUAUUACACGUAACACUAGAAGGUCUUGACUUGAAAACGAAUCAGUCAACAUUGUGUCAACAUGUGAGUAGGCUAGAUUAUACACCACAAACUUGUUGAUUUUGUUUGGAAUUUGCAACAAUUAGCAUGCAAAUAGGAAUACUUGGACUAAGUCUUCUCAAUGGAAUUUCAUAAAAGGAAAAUGAUGAAGACAAACUCCCACAAACACAAUGGAGAAGCAUAAUAAGCUGAUAAUGCUAAUGGUGUGUACUUUCUUAUUUUGCUUCAUGCCCACUUUCUCUAAACUGAACACUCUUACACCAAAUCUGUUUAUCCAAUAUAAUGAAACCCUUGUUUCUGCUGCUGGAACCUUUGAAGCAGGUUUUUUCAAUUUUGGAGAUCCACAACGCCAAUACUUUGGUAUAUGGUACAAGAACAUAUCACCAAGGACAAUUGUGUGGGUUGCCAAUAGAAAUACUCCUGUACAAAACUCAACAGCAAUGCUGAAACUCAAUGAUCAGGGAAGUCUUGUUAUUCUUGAUGGCUCCAAAGGUGUCAUCUGGAACACCAAUUCAUCAAGAAUUGUAGCGGUGAAAUCAGUUGUUGUGCAGUUGUUGGAUUCAGGAAACCUUGUUGUGAAAGAUGCAGACAGCACUCAGAACUUUUUGUGGGAAAGUUUUGAUUAUCCUGGUAACACUUUCCUUGCUGGAAUGAAGCUGAAAAGUAACUUAGUUACGGGUCCAUAUAGAUAUCUCACUUCUUGGAGAAACCCUGAUGAUCCUGCUGAAGGUGAGUGUUCAUAUAAGAUAGAUACACAUGGUUUUCCCCAACUGCUUACUGCAAAGGGGGCAAUAAUUCUGUAUAGAGCAGGGUCAUGGAAUGGAUUUCUUUUCACUGGUGUUUCUUGGCAAAGAAUGCAUAGAGUCUUGAAUUUCUCAGUAAUGUUCACUGACAAAGAAAUCUCUUACGAAUAUGAAACCUUGAACAGUUCAAUUAUUACUAGAGUGGUACUAGACCCAAAUGGAUUAUCACAACGUUUACAAUGGACAGAUAGGACACAGAAUUGGGAAGCUUUAGCGAAUCGUCCUGCAGACCAGUGUGAUGCUUAUGCCUUUUGUGGUAUCAAUUCUAACUGCAAUAUUAAUGACUUUCCAAUAUGUGAAUGUUUGGAAGGUUUCAUGCCAAAAUUUCAACCAAAGUGGGAGUCAUCAGAUUGGUCUGGUGGGUGUGUAAGGAAAACACAUUUAAAUUGUCUCCAUGGAGAUGGAUUUUUACCGUACACAAACAUGAAGUUGCCAGAUACGUCAGCAUCGUGGUUUGACAAAACCUUAAGCCUUGAGGAAUGUAAGACAAUGUGUUUGAAAAACUGUACUUGCAAUGCAUAUGCAACUUUAGAUAUCAGAGAUGAUGGGAGUGGCUGCAUACUUUGGUUUCACAACAUUGUGGACAUGAGAAAACAUCAAGACCAAGGACAAGACAUUUACAUACGGAUGGCAUCUUCAGAACUUGAUCAUAAAAAGAAUAAGCAGAAGUUGAAGCUUGCUGGGACUCUUGCAGGAGUUAUUGCAUUCACUAUAGGACUAAUAGUUCUUGUAUUGGUCACAUCAGCAUAUAAAAAGAAGAUUGGGUAUAUAAAGAAGUUAUUUCUCUGGAAGCACAAGAAGGAGAAGGAAGAUGGUGAAUUGGCUACAAUAUUUGAUUUUUCGACCAUCACUAAUGCAACAAAUAACUUCUCUGUCAGAAACAAGUUGGGAGAAGGUGGUUUUGGACCAGUGUACAAGGCCGUACUGGUAGACGGCCAAGAGAUUGCUGUUAAGAGGCUUUCUAAAACAUCGGGACAAGGAACUGAGGAGUUCAAAAAUGAAGUAAAGUUGAUGGCAACACUUCAACACCGUAAUCUUGUAAAACUUCUUGGUUGUUCUAUUCAACAAGAUGAAAAGUUGUUGAUCUACGAAUUCAUGCCCAACAGAAGCUUGGAUUGCUUUAUUUUUGAUACUACACGAAGCAAAUUACUAGAUUGGACUAAGCGUUUGGAAAUUAUUGACGGUAUUGCUCGGGGGCUGUUGUAUCUCCAUCAGGAUUCUACAUUAAGAAUCAUUCAUAGAGAUCUCAAGACAAGCAAUAUUCUUCUUGAUAUUCAUAUGAUCCCAAAGAUAUCCGAUUUUGGUUUAGCCAGAUCAUUUAUGGGAGACCAAGCUGAGGCUAAUACAAAUAGAGUGAUGGGAACUUAUGGAUAUAUGCCUCCAGAAUAUGCGGUGCAUGGGUCUUUCUCAAUAAAAUCUGAUGUUUUUAGUUUUGGAGUCGUUGUACUUGAGAUAAUUAGCGGUAGGAAGAAUCGCGGAUUUUGUGACCCUCUGCAUCAUCGAAACCUUCUUGGUCAUGCAUGGAGACUGUGGAUUGAAGGCAGGCCAGAGGAGUUAAUAGCUGACAUGUUAUACGAUGAGGCAAUAUGCUCCGAAAUAAUAAGAUUUAUUCAUGUUGGUCUAUUGUGUGUACAACAGAAACCAGAAAAUAGGCCUAACAUGUCAUCUGUGGUUUUUAUGUUAAAGGGCGAAAAGUUACUCCCAAAACCAAGUGAACCCGGGUUCUACGGAGGAAGUGAUAAUAAUAUUAAUAAUAAUACAAUCAGCACAGGAUCUUCAUCUAAAGGGUGUUCAGUAAAUGAAGCUUCAAUCUCAUUGUUAGAGGCAAGAGGAUGGUCACAAGCCAAAAAUGGGCAAGUGAAAGGUUUUAGAGGAAGCUUGAGAAUGCAGAACCAUAAUAUGGUGCUAAUGCUAAUAGUGUGUACUUUCUUAUUUUCCUCCAUGCCCGCUUUAUCUAAACUGAAAACUCUUACUCCAAAUCAGUAUAUCCAAUAUAAUGAAACCCUUGUUUCUGCUAUUGGAACCUUUGAAGCAGGAUUUUUCAAUUUUGGAGAUCCACAACGCCAAUACUUUGGUAUAUGGUAUAACAGCAUUUUACCUAGGACUGUUGUGUGGGUUGCCAAUAGAAACACCCCUGUACAAAACUCAACAGCAAUGCUGAAACUCACUGAUCAGGGAAGUCUUGUUAUUCUUGAUGGCUCCAAAGGUGACAUCUGGAACUCCAAUUCAUCAAGAACUGUGGCGGUGAAAACAGUUGUUGUGCAGUUGUUGGAUUCAGGAAACCUUGUUGUGAAAGAUGUAAACAGCACUCAGAACUUUUUGUGGGAAAGUUUUGACUAUCCUGGUGACACUUUCCUUCCUGGAAUGAAGCUGAAAAGUAACUUAGUUACUGGUCCAUAUAGAUAUCUCACAUCAUGGAGAAGCCCUCAAGAUCCUGCUGAAGGUGAGUGUUCGUAUAAGAUAGAUACACAUGGUUUUCCUCAACUGGUUACUGCAAACGGGGCAAUAUUUCUGUAUAGAGCAGGGUCAUGGAAUGGAUUUCUUUUCACUGGUGUUUCUUGGCAAAGAGUGCAUAGAGUCAUGAAUUUCUCUGUAAUAUUCACUGACAAAGAAAUCUCUUACCAAUAUGAAACUUUGAGCAGUUCAAUUAUUACUAGAGUCGUGCUAGACCCAAAUGGAAUAUCACAACGCUUACAAUGGACAGAUAAGACACAGGAUUGGGCGGCUUUAGCCAAACGUCCUGCAGACCAGUGUGAUGCUUAUACCUUUUGUGGUAUCAAUUCUAACUGCAAUAUGAAUGACUUUCCAAUAUGUGUAUGUUUGGAAGGUUUCAGGCCAAAAUUUCAACUGAAGUGGGAGGCAUCAGAUUGGUCUGGUGGGUGCGUAAGGAAAACACAUUUAAAUUGUCUCCAUGGAGAUGGAUUUUUACCGUACACAAACAUGAAGUUACCAGAUACAUCAUCAUCAUGGUAUAACAAGAUCUUGAGCCUUGAGGAAUGUAAGACAAUGUGUUUGAAAAACUGUUCUUGUUCUGCAUAUGCAACUUUAGAUAUCAGAUAUGGUAGUGGCUGCUUACUCUGGUUUGACGACAUUGUUGACAUGAGAAUACAUCAAGACCAAGGACAAGACAUUUACAUACGGCUGGCAUCUUCAGAACUUGAUCAUAAAAAGAAUAAGCAGAAAUUGAAGCUUGCUGGGACUCUUGCAGGAGUUGUUGCAUUCAUUAUAGGACUAAACGUUCUUGUAUUGGUCACAUCAGUGUAUAGAAAGAAGCUUGGGCAUAUAAAAAAGUUAUUUCUCUGGAAGCACAAGAAGGAGAAGGAAGAUGGUGAAUUGGCUACAAUCUUUGAUUUUUCGACCAUCACUAAUGCAACAAAUAACUUCUCUGUCAGAAACAAGUUGGGAGAAGGUGGUUUUGGACCAGUGUACAAGGGCGUAAUGGUAGACGGCCAAGAGAUUGCUGUUAAGAGGCUUUCUAAAACAUCAGGACAAGGAACUGAGGAGUUCAAAAAUGAAGUAAAGUUGAUGGCAACACUUCAACACCGUAAUCUUGUAAAACUUCUUGGUUGUUCUAUUCAACAAGAUGAAAAGAUGUUGAUCUACGAAUUCAUGCCCAACAGAAGCUUGGAUUUCUUUAUUUUUGAUACUACGCGAAGCAAAUUACUAGAUUGGACUAAGCGUUUGGAAAUUAUUGAUGGUAUUGCUCGGGGGCUGCUGUAUCUCCAUCAGGAUUCUACAUUAAGAAUCAUUCAUAGAGAUCUCAAGACAAGCAAUAUUCUUCUUGAUAUUGAUAUGAUCCCAAAGAUAUCCGAUUUCGGUUUAGUCAGAUCAUUCAUUGGAGAGCAAGCUGAGGCUAAUACAAAUAGAGUGAUGGGAACAUAUGGAUAUAUGCCUCCAGAAUAUGCGGUGCAUGGGUCUUUCUCAAUAAAAUCUGAUGUUUUUAGUUUUGGAGUCGUUGUACUUGAGAUAAUUAGCGGUAGGAAGAAUCGCGGAUUUCGUGACCCUCUUCAUCGUCUAAACCUUCUUGGUCAUGCAUGGAAAUUGUGGAUUGAAGGCAGGCCAGAGGAGUUAAUGGCUGACAUAUUAUAUGAUGAGGCAAUGUGUUCAGAAAUAAUAAGAUUUAUUCAUGUUGGUCUAUUGUGUGUGCAACAGCUACCGGAAAAUAGGCCUAACAUGUCAUCGGUGGUUUUUAUGUUAAAGGGCGAAAAGUUACUUCCGAAACCAAGUGAACCCGGGUUCUACGGAGGAAGAGAUAAUGAUAUUAAUAAUAAUACAAUCAGCACAGGAUCUUCAUCUAAAGGGUGUUCAGUAAAUGAAGCUUCAAUCUCAUUGUUAGAGGCAAGAUAGAGUGUGACUGUGAUACUUGUAUGGAUGAAAUACUGUUAAAAAUGUGCUGAAGAAUUUGGUUUUUAUAUAUAUGAGUAAUUUUGUGUUAGUAUGGUUCAGUGAUUCUAAAUAAAUUCCUGUUGUAAAAGCAAAGUUUCAACUGGUAUUAUAAAGGUCAAAUACCUCGUGCAAUCCUUUAAGUUAGAUGUUUAUAACAAAUUAGUCUUUUAA